CUUUUUAAUGUAAAUAAUAAUAUUCUAAAACUUAAAAACCCCUUUUAUCUCUGAUUUUGUGAAUCAGUGAUUUCCACAUAUAGAACCCCUUUCCUUAUAUAGAUAUUCCCCCUUUUCCUCCGCCCCCCGCCGGCCGGUUCCUCCGUCCACGGCGGCAAUUCUCCGGUGAGCUUCUCCGCCGUGCACCGGUUGCGGUUUUUUCGAUCCAUUUUUCACCAAUUUCCUGUAAAUAUUUCGUCAACGACCGAUAAUUAGUUGUGUUUGAAACAAGUAGACGUGUGACGGCUGGAUGGAAAUUGUGCUCAGUGAUUUGCAGCUAAGAAGCUAGUGAAAUCUACGACUAUCGAUCACAUAGCUUCUUAUUUUGAAUGAAAAUCAAAGAGCAGGUGAGUGAAUGUGAUUGAUCAAAUCUAUUAAAAUUGUGGAUUACGGGACUUGUACAAGUUGACUUUUGAUUUCUUUCAAGUUGGAUUUAUGUGAUGGAUCUAGGGUCACAAUAUCAUUGUCUCACGGGAACUACACCAUCUGAGGAAUCGGUUCUGGACAUGGAAAGAACAGGAUGCAACCACCCCGAAACGCCACAAUUAGACUCUGUAGCCGGCACCGCAUCUGCCGGUCAACUCUCUGACACCAAUGCAGCAUACUUCUCAUGGCCAACUUCUGGCAGACUGAACGAUGCUGCUGAAGACAGAGCUAAUUAUUUUGACAACCUUUUAAAAGGGGUUUUGCCGGUACGGAUCGGUCGAUUGCCUACUGGAGAAAGAGCGAUUACGCUGCUUGAACUUAUGACAAUACGGGCUUUUCAUAGUAAAAAUUUGAAUCAAGUUAGUCUUGCAACCGCAAUCGGGUUCAGGAUACGAGGCGGUAUGCUUACCGAUAUACCUGCUAUUCUUGUCUUUGUUGCUCGUAAGAUUCACCGGGAGUGGCUCAGCCAUUGCGAGUUUGUGCCAUGUGCUCUUGAGGGACCCGGGGGUGUGUGGUGUGAAGUUGACGUGGUGGAGUUUUCAUAUUAUGGUGCACCUGCAGCAACACCGAAGGAAGAGUUUUACACAGAGCUUGUUGAUGGCCUGCGUGGAAGUGAUCCAUGUAUUGGUUCGGGUUCCCAGGUUGCAAACCGAAGAACAUGUGGGACCAUGGGAGCCAUUGUGAAAAGCCGAACAGGAAACCGGCAGGUUGGGUUCCUGACAAACAGACACGUGGCGGUUGACUUGGAUUAUCCAAACCAGAAAAUGUUUCAUCCUAUGCCACCAAGCCUUGGACCCGGGGUCUAUCUUGGUGCUGUUGAGCGAGCAACCUCGUUUAUCACAGAUGAUCUUUGGUAUGGCAUAUUUGCCGGUACUAAUCCAGAAACGUUUGUUCGAGCAGAUGGGGCCUUCAUCCCAUUUGCAGAAGACUUUAACGUAUCAAAUGUGACUACAUUGGUUAGAGGCAUUGGUGAAAUUGGUGACGUCAAAGUCAUAGAUUUGCAGUCAAGGGUCGGCAGCGUAGUUGGUCAACAAGUAGCAAAAGUUGGACGAAGUUCCGGGAUGACCACAGGAACCAUAAUGGCAUACGCCUUAGAAUACAAUGAUGGAAAAGGAAUUUGCUUUCUUACUGACUUUUUGGUAAUUGGUGAGAACCAAAAGACGUUUGAUCUUGAAGGUGAUAGCGGAAGUUUGAUUAUUUUAACAGGACAAAACGGUGAAAAACCGAGGCCUAUCGGAAUCAUUUGGGGUGGGACCGCCAAUCGAGGUCGAUUAAAACUCAAAGUCGGUCAACCUCCGGUCAAUUGGACCAGUGCGGUGGAUCUCGGUCGACUACUAGAUGUUCUUGAACUUGAUUUAAUCACAACCAAUGGAGGUCUUCAAGUUGCGCUGCAAGAACAAAAAAAUGCAUCAACAUCAGCAGGGCUUGAUUGUCCAGUUGGCGAAUCAUCUUCUUACAAGUGUAUACCAGCAGAGAGAACAGAAGAAAAUCAUCUACCAUUUAAUUUAAAUGACCAAAUUGCCCCUCUAGAGUUCCAUGUGGAAAGUGGUAUCGAAGCAGCUCCUAACAUUGAACAUCAAUUCAUAUCAAGCUUUCCUUCACAUCAAAUGGGGACGUAUGAAAACUCAAAUUUGCAGAUUCACCAGUCGUCGUUAAGAAACGGGUCGGAAGAAAUAUCCAUCGUCGGCUUGCAGUUGGGUGAACCAGAACUGAAGAGACGAAAGCAAUCCGAGGAAGAAGCAUAAGUUGUGGAAUGAAUCUGUAAGUAUCUCUAAGUUUUGUAUUCAUUGGAUUAUAUUUUUUGGCCCUGGCAUGAUUUGGGUGCUAAGGUUGCCUACCACCAGUGUUUAGAUCGUAGGGUUGUUUAGAUAAAACAAUGGCUAAAGUUAUAAAUAUUUGUACAUUUUAGUCCUAUGCUGUUCAAAAAUGUACUACCGUAUUGCAAGUAUUGAUGAUCAAUAAAACAAACAGUUUAUCGCUGUUC
This is a messenger RNA of Helianthus annuus (common sunflower), 2449 nucleotides long. RefSeq names its product protein NARROW LEAF 1. The record is from RefSeq and is a predicted model, not a curated record. Lineage: Eukaryota; Viridiplantae; Streptophyta; Magnoliopsida; Asterales; Asteraceae. The coding region runs from base 480 to 2210 and encodes 576 amino acids. The transcript is spliced from 7 exons.